AUGACUGGAUGCGAAUCCUUUGUGUCUUCAUCACACUGGCCGGUAUCCAUUGGUUUAGGGCUUGAAAAUAUCUCCCUCUUCAGCGUUCCAUCUCCCAAUCCCAAAAUGCUUCUGGAAUACGAGGAGGAAGCUUUGAGAGAGUGCAGGGGCCAGAGCUGUCUCCUUGUGAUGGGGGGUGGCCUGAACAUCCAAGGAAUCAUUCGCGAGACAAUAAAGCAAUAUCUUUGUAGGAAUAGUCUUGUACUUCUGGUGAACUUUAGCAAUGAGGAUGAGUCUCUACUUCUAAAAAUGGAGUCUCCUUUCCUUCAGGAUGUAAGGUCUCUGCAUAGAACAAAAAGGAGAGAGAGAUAUCUCCGUGGAGGUGUGUUCUUUGCAAGCAACCGCGUAUUUCUUGCAGAUAUGAUCGAUGGGACGAUUGAUGUUGAGAAGGUAGACUCAAUCCUUGUCAAUAAUGUUGAGAGUAUCACUGAGACAUCAUCAGAAGCAUUUAUUGCCCAUCUUUUCAGGUCCAGGAACAAAUUGGGAGUUAUAAAAGGGUUUUCGGAAUCGCCUGUCCCUCUCUCUCUUGGGUUCUCUCCGCUAGACAGGAAAAUGAAGAGCUUGAAGUUGGUAAAGGCCAUUUUCUUUCCACGCUUCCAUUUCCUGGUGGAGAAGUCCUUGAAGAGGGACACAGAUGUUGUUGAGAUUAAGUUCAAGAUGUCGGAAAGGAGGAGCCAACUCCAAGUGGUUCUUUUAGAAAUAAUCAGCAAUCUCUUGAGAAUGGUGUUCAAAGGAUCUGUGAGGGAAGAGGUGGAUGCAGAAACCAUCAUAUUCGGAAGUGUUCGCAAAAUAUUCAAGCAGAUGAAUAUUACGAACAAUAGGAUAAUGGAGGAUCUAUAUGAUAUACGAGGUUUGGUUUUUCUAUUGUUCUCCUGUGAUCCAGGAACAUUUUAUGAAUACACCAAGGAGAUUGUAAAGAAACAAAUGGAAUUAGGAAAGGAUAGCACAUGGAUCAAUCUACCGAUCUCUCAUGUGUUAGUGGAUGAGGCAAGAGAAUACUUUUGGGAGGCGAUUGAGAAGACUGAAUAUCUAGUUGAAGGAGAGAGAAAAGAGAAGAAGGCUAGAGCUGAUAAAGACGAGUUGGAAUAUCUAGCUGGGCUCUGUAAUGCCAGGUUAAGAGCCUUCUAUGCUUUGAAUCCAAAGAUCAAGAAACUGGUGGAAAUCCUGGAGGAGGUAGGGAAAACUUUGUGCAUAGUCUUAGUUUCCAACCGUGUAGUGAGGAAUAUGGUGUCAAGGACUCUUGUUGUAUUUGGACUUGCCUCUGAAGAGUAUCCUGAGAAGCAGGACGGGCCAAUAAAGAUUAUGACCCAUUAUGAGUUCAAGUAUUAUGAAAAGAACUAUGAGAAUGUGAUCUUUGUAGAAUCCGGGCAAGGCAGUGUUAGGAAGAUAGAAAGAUAUGGAACAAUGCAUUCUGUUAAGGUAUUUUUCUUGAUGCAUUCUGAGUCCCUGGAGGAGCAAAGAUACUUAAGCGAGAUAAGAAGAGAAAAGGCAUCCUUUGAAAAGCUUAUAGAAGAGAAAACAAGGCUUCCUCUGCGAUUGGAUGAUGUAGAGGAGGUGAUUGACUUGGAAGAAAACGAACCUCUGGAUAAUGCCUAUGGAGUUGUUAUUGAUUCAAGAGAGCUGAGAGCCGAGCUUCCUUUCUUUCUGUUCAAGGCAGGAAAUAAGAUAUGCGUUUCUACUCUGGCGAUUGGGGACUACUUGAUAAGUCCUACAAUCUGUAUCGAAAGAAAAUCCAUUCCCGAUUUCACAUCAUCUUUGGGCACAGGCAGACUCUACUUACAAGCCAGUAUGAUGUGUCAUAGGUACCCAAGUCCUAUUCUCCUUCUUGAAUUCGAUGGACGGCCGUGUUUAUCUGAUCAUUACCGCUACGACCAGGACACGUUUAAAAAUAGUAUUGCAGCGAAGCUUGCCUUGCUUCUAUUUAAUUUCGGAACGCUUCGGAUCAUCUGGUCUGAAUCGAGGCUGUUUUCUGCAAAGGUGAUAAGAGACUUACAGAAGAAGGAGGAAGUGCCAAGUAUUUCCGAAGGAUCUAAGAUGGAUCCUGUGCUCCGUGAGAUAUUACUUAGUAUUCCUGGGAUAACGCAGUUUAAUAUUCUGAAGGUCAGAAGAUAUUUCAAAAACCUGAAAGACCUUGUGUUUUGCACAAUGGAGCGUCUUGAGCUGGUUCUGGGGAAAGAGAAUUCCACUCUUAUCCACAGCUUCUUCAGGCAGGAGACGGGAAAGGGGAAUAAAACAAAUGAGGAAGUGGGGGAAGGAAUCGAUGGAUGA
Molecule: messenger RNA, 2307 nt
Organism: Encephalitozoon romaleae SJ-2008
Lineage: Eukaryota; Fungi; Microsporidia; Unikaryonidae
Product: Rad1-like DNA repair protein
Exons: 1
Coding region: 1-2307 (768 amino acids)
Biological process (GO): double-strand break repair via homologous recombination; nucleotide-excision repair involved in interstrand cross-link repair; resolution of meiotic recombination intermediates
Cellular component (GO): nucleotide-excision repair factor 1 complex
Molecular function (GO): single-stranded DNA endonuclease activity; single-stranded DNA binding; damaged DNA binding
Source: RefSeq, a predicted model, not a curated record